Molecule: messenger RNA, 534 nt
Organism: Thlaspi arvense
Lineage: Eukaryota; Viridiplantae; Streptophyta; Magnoliopsida; Brassicales; Brassicaceae
Source: the annotation of a GenBank genome assembly
AUGCAUCCCUCUUCACCCUUUCAGUGUUGUCCACCUAUACCUCGCCGGAUCCCAACACAGCUUCAUGGUUCAUUUGAUGACCCGGGAUUUACUGGAAGAGGGCGCUACAGUGAAAAAAUGGCACCUGAGAUCAACAUUACCGAGUGGCGAAAAGGGUCUCAGUGGUUUGAAGUCAACCGCAAACUGGCCCUUGACAUUGUUGGAGAUUCCAUCUUCCACUCUAAGUUUGAACAGUUCUGCACAGGAGAAUGCUACCCCGAUGAGCAUUAUUUUCCAACCAUGCUAAGUAUUCAAUCUCCCCUUCUCUUGGCUAACAGGAGUCUUACUUGGGUGGAUUGGUCUCGUGGUGGAGCUCAUCCUGCUACUUUUGGUAAGGAUGAUAUUAAAAUGGAGCUUUUCAAGCGAAUGUUUAGAGGUGAAACUUGCUUCCACAAUGGCAAGCCUACAAAGCUGUGCUAUCUUUUUGCGAGGAAGUUUUCUCCCGAUGCUCUGGAGCAGCUUCUAGAAUAUGCAACCCGAAUUUUUUACUAUUGA